AUGCCUUCUCUUGAUGAAUUAACUAUCAGUACAAUUAGAGGUUUGUCAGUCGACGCCGUUGCCGCUGCCAACUCCGGUCAUCCAGGUGCCCCAUUGGGUUUAGCUCCUGCUGCCCAUGUUGUUUGGCAAAAAAUGAAGUUCAACCCAAGAGACCCAAACUGGAUCAAUAGAGAUAGAUUUGUUUUAUCCAAUGGUCACGCUUGUGCUUUGUUAUACUCCUUGUUGGUGUUAUACAAAUUUGAUUUAACUGUCGAUGACUUGAAGCAAUUCAGACAAUUGGGCUCUAAAACUCCAGGUCACCCAGAAGCCACUGAUACUGCUGGUGUCGAGGUCACCACCGGUCCAUUGGGUCAAGGUAUUUCAAAUGCUGUUGGUAUUGCUAUUGCUCAAAAACAAUUUGCCGCCACCUACAACAAGCCAGAUAUUACCCUUUCUGACUCUUAUGUCUACACUUUUGUUGGUGAUGGUUGUUUGAUGGAAGGUGUUGCUUCUGAAGCUUCUUCUUUGGCUGGUCACUUGCAAUUGAACAAUUUAAUUGCUUUCUGGGAUGACAACAGAAUCUCCAUUGAUGGUGACACUGCUGUCUCUUUCACUGAAAAUGUCCCAGAAAGAUACAGAGCCUACGGUUGGAAUGUUCUUGAAGUUCCAGAUGCUAACACUAAUAUUGAAGCCAUUGGUGCUGCUGUUGAAGAAGCCAAGAAAUCUACCGAUAAACCAACUUUGAUUAGAUUGGUUACCACCAUUGGUUAUGGUUCCUUGAAACAAGGUUCUCAUGAUGUGCACGGUUCUCCAUUGAAGCCAGAUGAUAUCAAACAAUUGAAGAAAAGCUGGGGCUUCAAGGAAGAUGUUGACUUUUUCAUUCCAGAAGAAGUUUCGGAAUACUUGGCCAAGCACGUGUCUGAAAACCAAAAAGUCCAAAAAGAAUGGGAAGCUAAAUUUGCUCAAUAUAAAGAAAAAUACCCUACUGAAGGUGCUGAAGUCCAAAGAAGAUUGGAUGGUAAAUUACCAGAAGGUUGGAAAGAACACUUGCCAAAAUACACUCCAGCUGAUAAACCAUUGGCUACCAGAAAAUUGUCUGAAAAUGUUAUUAAUGCUUUACAUGGUAAGAUUCCGGAAUUUAUUGGUGGUUCCGCCGAUUUGACCGGUUCCAACUUGACCAGAGCUCAAGGCUCGGUUGAUUUCCAACCACCAUCUACUGGUUUAGGUAGUUACGAUGGUGUUUACAUCAGAUAUGGUGUUAGAGAACAUGGUAUGGGUGCUAUCAUGAAUGGUAUUGCUGCCUUUGGUGCCAACUACAAGAACUACGGUGGUACUUUCUUGAACUUUGUUUCCUACGCUGCUGGUGCUCUUAGAUUAUCAGCUUUGUCCCACCAUCCAGUCAUCUGGGUUGCCACCCACGAUUCCAUUGGUUUGGGUGAAGAUGGUCCAACCCAUCAACCUAUCGAAACUUUGGCUCAUUUCAGAGCUAUUCCAAACUUGUCUGUGUGGAGACCAGCUGAUGGUAACGAAGUUUCUGCUGCCUAUGCUGCUGCCAUUGAGUCUACUUCUCAUCCAUCUGUUAUUGCCUUGACUAGACAAAACUUGCCACAAUUGGAAGGUUCAUCAAUUGAAAACGCCUUGAAAGGUGGUUAUACUCUUGUCAAGAAAGAUAACCCAGAUGUUAUUAUUGUUUCUUCUGGUUCUGAGGUUUCUAUUUCAGUUGCUGCUAGUGAAGAAUUAGCCAAACAAGGGGUUAAUGCCAAUGUUGUUUCCUUACCAGACUUUUUCACCUUUGACAAGCAAUCUGACGAAUAUAGAUUGUCUGUUCUUCCAGAUGGUGUUCCAAUCUUGUCUGUUGAAGUCAUGUCGACCUUUGGAUGGUCUAAAUACUCUCAUGAGCAAUUUGGCUUGAAUAGAUUUGGUGCCUCAGGUAAAGCUGGUGAUUUGUACAAGCACUUUGAAUUUACUCCUGAAGGAAUUGCUGAAAGAGCCCAAAAGACUAUCAAAUAUUACGAAGGUAAACAAUUGUUGUCUCCUUUAGACAGAGCUUUCUAA
Messenger RNA from Candida dubliniensis CD36, 2034 nucleotides. It is a transcript of the gene TKL1, whose product is annotated as transketolase. Gene Ontology annotation, molecular function: transketolase activity. The coding region runs from base 1 to 2034 and encodes 677 amino acids. Gene Ontology annotation, biological process: pentose-phosphate shunt. The record is from RefSeq and is a predicted model, not a curated record. The transcript has a single exon. Lineage: Eukaryota; Fungi; Ascomycota; Pichiomycetes; Serinales; Debaryomycetaceae. Gene Ontology annotation, cellular component: cytosol.